Messenger RNA from Linum trigynum, 995 nucleotides. The record is from the annotation of a GenBank genome assembly. Lineage: Eukaryota; Viridiplantae; Streptophyta; Magnoliopsida; Malpighiales; Linaceae.
GCAAUUUGAUUUCAAAAUUUCAUCGAAUUUUGCAAUGAGAAUGGUGUGGUGUUGCGGUUUUUCUCGGUAGCAUUUCCUCAAGCCAAUGGACAAGCGGAGGCGGCCAACAAAAGUAUUUUGCAUGGGUUGCACACCAGGCUGACAAGCGCCAAGGGAAGAUGGGUGGAGGAGUUACCUAGUGUUUUAUGGGCACACCGGACGAUGUACAAGACAGCCACGGGUGAAACUCCAUUUGCUAUAACUUAUGUGGGGAGGUGGUCAUUCCAAUCGGGGUCACUGUUCCAAGCUAUUGGGUGGCUCAUCACGACCCCACCAACAAUGAUAGAGAACGAGUCGAGGAAUUGGACUUGGCAGACGAAAGGCGAGAAGUUACCGCGGUGCGCCUAGAGGCUAUGAAGAAGCAAGUCGCAAGAUACUAUGACAGGAAGAUGCGCCCACAAGCCAUUGAAGUAGGCGCCCAGGUUCUGAAAUGGGAUUUUCGUCCAGACUCCCGGGAAGGAAAGUUGGCGCCAAAGUGGAAGGGUUCAUAUCGUGUUCGCGAGGUCGUAGGCACCGACACGUUCAAGUUGGAAGACCUCGAUGGCAAGACGGUAAAGAGGACAAGGAAUGCACAAAACUUGCGUCUCUACCAACCAUGCUCGGUCGUCUCUCCCUGAAUUCAUGGAUGGUGUCAGGCUCCAGGAUAGUAGUAUUUGCUUUUUCUAUCUUUUUUGAGUCACAAGUGUGGUAAUUGCGAUACGCUCGUAUUGUUUCCAAAGUGCCCAAUAUAGUAGCGCCGUAAUGUGUCAAAAGCGCCCAACAUAUGUAGCGCCUUAGCAGUGUUAAAGCGCUCGUAAUCAGUAAGAGCCCAUCCAUGUUUUAAUGUCCCUUUCCAAAAUGUGUUAAAGCGCCCAACUUCGCGCUCUUAAACUAAAACAAUGUUUGGACAAAACAGGCCACGCAAAAGCGCCCAACCUCGUACCCUUUCAAACGGAAAAGAAAUAACUUUAAAGCGC